This is a messenger RNA of Ictalurus punctatus (channel catfish), 7564 nucleotides long. RefSeq names its product mannose receptor, C type 2 (gene mrc2). NCBI's taxonomy places the organism in Eukaryota, Metazoa, Chordata, Actinopteri, Siluriformes, Ictaluridae. The transcript is spliced from 29 exons. The record is from RefSeq and is a predicted model, not a curated record. The coding region runs from base 162 to 4589 and encodes 1475 amino acids. Gene Ontology annotation, molecular function: signaling receptor activity.
CAUUCAGCCAGAGCACAAACUGCACUCCAAACCCAACACACACACACACACACACACUCACACACACACGAACUAGCUCGCACACCAUCUCGGUCCACUUCUCCGGCUCUGCGGGAGAAAACUUCUCUUACUUUUUCGUUUUUUCCGCGGUAACAGCGGGCAUGCGUGAUCAGGAGAAGAGCAAAAGCGCACGCGGGGAUGCGCUCCACAUUUGCAGAUGCACUUUAUAUUUAUUUCUCUUAUGCCUGGAACCGAAUACUGUGCUCACAGCACAUGAGUCUGACUCCGACACGUUUGCCUUUUUCCACGAGGGGGUGUGGGGCUGUUUGGCCGUACGAGACCACGCGCUCUACCUCACAACAUCCUGUGAUGGCAAUGCUCAGCUCUGGAAGUGGGUCACCAGGAAUCGCCUCUUUAACAUAGGCUCCUCCCUCUGCCUGGGUGUCAGAGUGGGAAAUGGGAGUGCCUCGAGUGUCUUGCCUCGGCUCAGUGUGUACCGGUGUGACCGGGAACCCCCUCUGGUCCGGUGGUCGUGGAGCUGCAGCAAGUUCCUGGAUGACCUCAGCACCUAUUUACCCAAUCCGACCCCACCCAGAGAUGACCGUAACAUCUCAGUUGCUUGGCCUACGUCAGCCGCUGGGAACACACGGUGGAGACUUUAUGGUGACGAGCAGGACCUCUGCGCCAAAACGUACCGCGAAAUCUACACCAUCCAGGGAAACUCUCACGGACACCCGUGUUACUUUCCUUUCCUCUAUGAUGGCCAGUGGUUCCACAACUGCACCAGUGUGGGGAGAGAGGACGGCCAUCUCUGGUGUGCCACUACACAUGACUAUGGCAAAGAUGAACGCUGGGGAUUCUGCCCCGUUAAGAGUGCGGACUGUGAGACAUUCUGGGACACAGACUCUCUGACGAAUAACUGCUACCAGUUUAAUUUCCAGGCCACUCUGUCAUGGGAGGAGGCUCACACCAGCUGCCAACAGCAGGGGGCAGAACUGCUGAGCAUCACCAAGGUGGAGGAGCAGAGCUUUAUCAACGGUUUUCUCACUGGUUACAGCUCCACUCUGUGGAUGGGUCUGAAUGAUCUGGACCUCAACGGAGGCUGGCAGUGGUCUGACUCCGCUCCUCUCAAAUACCUCAACUGGGAGACAGACCAGCCAAACCACGAGGAUGAUCAGAACUGUGGCGUGAUCCGCACCGAGAGCUCAGGGCGCUGGCAGAACAAAGAGUGCUCCAUGGCUCUGCCUUACAUCUGCAAGAAACGGCCCAAUGCCACCCUUGACCCUUUCACCACAGACUCAUGGACAGACGAUGGACGGUACCAGUGUGAUAUCGGCUGGCAGAACUUCCAGGCAGGCUGCUACAGGCUGAGCUCAGACAAGCAGAAUUGGAUUCACGCUGAGAAAAACUGCCAGAAGAUGGAUGCCCACUUAGUCAGCAUCCACACACUGCCAGAGCUGGAGUUUAUUAAUAUGCACAUGAAAAGAGAUGUAGAAGAGUUGUGGAUCGGGCUGCAUGAUACCGCCAUGCAGAUGAAUUUCGAGUGGACAGACAGCACGCCUGUUAUCUUCACAUUCUGGCACCCAUUUGAGCCCAACAACUUCCUGAACACGCAGGAAGACUGCGUCAUCAUGUGGGGUCCUGAAGGCCGCUGGAAUGAUAGCCCCUGCAAUUACUCUUUACCCUCCAUCUGUAAAAAAGCAGCUCAGAAGACCGAUGGACCGAUCCAAGACCACGGGUGCAGACAGGGAUGGAAAUGGCACAGUCCUGCCUGCUUCUGGGUUGGAGAGGAGUCUGUAUCUUUCAACAGUGCUAGAAGAGUGUGUGCGAACUACAAUGCCACGGUAGCUGUAAUCAACAACAGGUUUGAGCAGGCGUUUGUGAACAGCUUGGUGUUUGGCCGUUCAGAUGACCAUUUCUGGCUGGGACUGCAUAAUGAGAACACCACUGGCCCUUUCCGCUGGCUCACUGGAGAGCAACUGACCUACACCAACUGGAACAGAGACCAGCCAGCUCCUCUUAAAGGCGGAUGUGUAGCCAUGGCAACAGGCCAUGCUACGGGCCUGUGGGAGGUAAAGGAGUGUGUAACCGCACGCUCUAAGUACAUCUGCAGACAGGACAAGGGCUCUUCAUUUUCCCCAAGCCCCCCUAUACCUCAGCCCACACCCCCCAUCACAGGGUCCUGUCUCCCAGAUUGGAAGACCUCCAGCACAUUGCAUCACUGCUACAAGGUCUUUCAUGCUGGUGACCUAGAGAAGAAGCUCACAUGGAUCCAAGCUCAUAUGUUUUGUCGGAAACACGGAGCUGAACUAGUCAGCUUUGCCAACCCAGAUGAGGAGACCUUUAUGUUUCAGGUCCUCCAUGAGGCCUUUGGAGUGGAGGAGGAUCAUGAGCAGCACUGGUUCUGGAUUGGCAUAUCACGCAGAAUCAGUGACAGCUGGACAUGGAGUGAUGGAUCUGCUGUCUCGUAUCAGAACUUUGGAAGGGGUCCGUAUAGCUCAGCACUGUGUGGAGCAGCUAAUGUGGCAGAUAUGAACUGGGUAAAGGCUGACUGUAAUUCUGAACUAGACUGGAUCUGCAAAGUACCAAAAGGGAAAGCUGAGGUAGAACCUGAGCCUGCUGAAGACUCUGGUCUGGACUGGGUUGAUUUCCAAGAAGCUCAGUAUAAGCUGUUUGAGCAUCGCUCUACAUGGGGGCAGGCCCAGAGGAUCUGUUCCUGGUUUGGUGGCUCUCUCGCCUCCAUACAUUCUGCCAGUGAGAAACAGUUCCUGGCAAGCACUCUGCGCAAGAUGUCGAGGAUUGAGAGUGAUCUCUGGUGGAUUGGACUACACACAUUUGAGAACGAUGGACGAUUCCGGUGGUCUGAUCACUCUGUGCUCAACUAUGUGUCCUGGGGACUUGGCCAACCUCGUCCCCUCACAAGAGACCGCAAAUGUGUCCACAUAUCUGCAUCUAAAGGGGAAUGGGCAGAUAAAAAGUGUCAUUUAGAUAUGCCCUAUGUGUGUAAGAGAGUAAAUGUCACAGGCACACCUCCUCCCACUCCGGCUCCCCCACUCAUCCCAGCAGGCUGUCCUGAUGGCUGGAGUCCAUUCCUGCACAAGUGUUAUAAGGUAUUUGGGAAAGACGAGGCGAUUCGUGUCACAUGGUCUGCUGCCCGGAUGAUGUGCCAAACUCAAGGGGCAACACUGGCCACAGUGCCCUCUCACAUUGAGCAAGCAUUCCUGGUGACUCUGCUGCCCAACUCGAGUUUUCAUCUUUGGUUGGGGCUUACUUCAGAUUCUCAGGGACACUUCAAGUGGGCAGAGCCUGGUUUACUUAGCUAUACAAACUGGGGCCCUGGGGAGCCAGUGAACAACAGUGGGCAAAACAAAAAUCCGACGAAUUGUGUGGUGCUACUACACGUUAGUCCUCACAGAACCACGGGAAUGUGGGCAUCUCGAGGAUGUGAGUCAGAGAAACAUGGCUACAUCUGCAUGAAAAACAAAGACCCUGCUAUUCCCCCUGGUGUGGACCUUCUUCCCCCUGUUGCUGAGGGCCAGCUGGAGUUUAAGGGCAAACAGUACCGUGUGUUACAAUCUCGGCUAGACUGGGAGGGGGCCCUGCAUGUGUGUGAGUCUGUUAAUGGUAGUCUGGCGUCGGUACAAGAUCCACAGCAGCAAGCGUACCUCACACUCUUACUCAAUGUCCUCCGCAAGCCUGCCUGGAUUGCACUACACAGUGACGGGGGCCGUGGAUACAGAUGGCUGGGCGAGGAGGAAGUUACUUUCAGCAACUGGCGCGAUGGAGAGCCCAAUCUGAUGGCUGGGUGUGGUCACAUGACUAUCAGUGGCCAGUGGUCUAUGUCAUCCUGUAAUGCCAAAUUGGACACAACCAUCUGUGAAAUGAAUACAGAGCGAGCAAUAGAUCACAGGUGGAUGUAUCCGGGUCACUGCCUUCAGUCAGUUGGGAACUGGUCCUGGGUUCCAUUUAGAAACCACUGUUAUGCGUUUAACCUGAACCAGCUGCGGCUACAGCACGAGGCCGAGCACACUUGCAAGAAAGUGGGAGCAGAGCUACUCUCAGUGCAGGAUGAGAGUGAGAAUGGUUUUGUAUGGGAGCACAUUCAGAGCUACCAGGAGCAGGCUCAUGGCGCCUGGCUCGGCAUGACCUUCAAUCCCAAAGCAGGAGGCAGCCUGCAGUGGCCGGACAGUUCGGUGGUGGAGUACACUAACUGGGAGCAGCAGGACGGUAAUCUGAGCAUGCUUUCUGCUAACAGCUGCUUCUGGGUCCAGAGUAACACAGGGCUCUGGAAACCUGGAUCCUGCAAGAACCGCACACAUGGGGUCAUCUGUAAACGGCCACGAGGACUGGAGGCAUCUGUUGUAUCAGCCGAUGUAGAUCAUCUUCCUGCUCUCGUUCUUAUCCUGCUGGCUGUCCUGGUCCUGAUUGCCCUCAUUGUGGGCGGAGUUUAUCUGUAUCGGAGGAGGAGCUCUGGCACUGCCGGCUCCUAUGAGGGCGCUCGUUACAGUCGUACUAACCUCAGCUCAUUUGAAGAGGCAGAGAAAAAUAUCCUGGUGUCGGACAUGGAGCUAAACGAGCAAGGGGAAUAAUGAAGAGUGAUAGAUCAUUAUGAAUGACUCAGAAAACUGGCCUGCACACAUGAGGACUAAUUGAACUGACUUCAUGUUUUGUUUUGUUUUGUUUCAAGGGUUUUUUGUGGUGACAUUUAGAAAGCUGUGUGGAGCGCAGCAGAUGUCAAUCAAACAUGAAGGUGGAACUCCACCCCUAUAUGGACUGUUGCGUCAUACCUGCACACCAACCAAUCAGAAUCCACCAGUUUAAAAAUCGUCUCAAAGUGGCUGAUACGCGCAUAGUGUUCUGCUUUUUAUUCUUCACGUUAACUCUUUCUGGCAACUCAGUUUAUAACCAUGUAUAUGUUUCAUAGAUAUCCAUCUGGUUCAUCGUAUUUUUAGCAUUACAAAAAAGAAAUACUCAAAAAAAAAAAAAAAGACCAUACCAGCUCAGAUUUCCAGGUACAAAUGCACACACAACCGCACAAUCUGUACCAAAGUGUUAUACCAUAGAAGUAUUUUUGCAGACCGUGACUGUGACGUGGUUCUAUUUUUAAUUCAUUAGUCUUUUUUUGAUUACCUCCAGCUAAAAGGAGAAUUAAUUUUUGAGUCCACAAAUCAUCUGCCUGUGGGGUCCCCCCUGUUCAUGUCACUUUUCUCUCACCUCUUUGCUUUCUCUGUUUCUCUUCUCUCUCCAGUUGAAUACUGGGUGCUGUCUGGAUGUGAUAAUCAUAGUGAUUAGAGAUGAAAGGAAUUGAUAGCAUGUGGAGCUUUUGACAAUACAGAGGCAAGACAGGGACAUGGAGAGAAUGUCAGGGGUAGAAAUGAACUGUGUGUCUUAAAGAAUGAGAGUAAUUUAAAGGUCUUUUCAGCAUGGUUGGUGCUACUUAAAGCUCAGCUGUGCUGCUGAGAUUUGCUGGAGCUUGGCACAAUUUGGUAUCUUUUUUUGGAGUAAACUAUGUUUAGUAAAUGAGCUCUUUUGAAAGUUUUACAAAAAUGAUCUGAGGAAUGUCACUAACUACAGCUACUAGAUGGCUAAACCUUUUUUUUUAUUAAAUCUUUUUCAGUUAUGAAAUAUUGAUUCAUAAAUUCAUAGGUUCAAGCAGUUCUUUAUCUUUAUGGCCAUUCCUGAUUCUUUUUGUUGUUUUUGUAGUUGUUGUUUUGUUUUAACAUUCUUAAAAGGUUUCAGAUUCUGUGCAGUUGCAUUUUUUCCUUGAUUAUUUUUUUCCUCUCUCUGCUUUUGGCGAAGGCGUGGGGUUGAAAAGGUGGAUCAGGUCUGGAACCAAUUUCAGCUUCUGAAGAACAAGAGAUAGAAAAAGAGACAGGGAAUGAGAGAGUGAGAGAGAGAGAGCGAGAGAGAGAGAGCAAGAGAGAGAGAGAGAGAGAGAGAGAGAGACAGAGAGUUGUCCUGAAGGGAAAGAAGGGGCAAAAGAGCCUUUAGGUGAUCAGGAAGAUCUGUGCAAUUUCAGGCUGAAAAGUCGCUGCAGUGCCUCUAGUGGGCAGUCUGUGUCAUUACAGUAAGUGAAGUCUGUGGUUUCACAGAAAUAGGUCUUGUAUGAGCAUUUCAUCUCUAUGUACAUGUUAUGUAUUCAUCAGAGAGCAUAAUAACUGUCCAGUAGUGUGCAUAAACAUAAAGAAAAUAUACAGCUCCUGCCAUGGUCUUGUUCACUGUUGGAGGUUUGGUCAUGGUGCAGUAUUCGUGAGUCAUACGACACUUUCAGAAUUUGAUAAAUGGCCAUUUCCUCAGCAGAGGAACUGCCACGUAGGCGAGUCUCAAUGCGUGCUUGUUUUUUUUUUUUGUUUUUUUUUUCUAGCCUCACAUUCCAUAAAAUGUUUCAGCAUUUUGCAAUAAUACUUCCCAGAACACUCAUGCAUACAUUUUUUUCCACUUUUGACCAGGGAACAUAGGCUAUAUGAUCAGAUAUGGACAUUAUAUUUUAUUUGCAAAACUAGUAAAAAAAAAUAAAAAAUAAAAAAAAUCAAGUUGUUGAAAGAAAAAAAAAACUAGUACAUAAUUUAUAUGGUUUUAUAAUUUGCUGAGAUUUCAGCCACGGAUGUCUGUGACAGUUGAUUUUUUUUUUGGUCUUAACUCCAAGGAAGAGAAAAAGCUGGUGAUGGAACAGCUGUUUAAAGCUGCUAUGAUGUAAGUGAUAACAGGAAAUAACAUCAUACAGAUGUUCAAAUACAUUAAAUAGAACUAUAUACAAUUCGUUAAUAAAUGAAAAUGUAUUAAUAAUUAUUGCAAUCAAAUGGCUGUGGUAUAAGAGGAAUGAAACACAUGCUGUUAUAAGAAAAUAAUUCCUUUUCACAUCAAGCCACAUCACACCAUUGUGUUUAAUUCCUUACUUAUCAAAUACAUUUUUUAAAUAAUUGGAUUAACAUACUAUUGAUAGUAGCUUUUUUUCCCAGCCUGUGAUGAGGCCCUCUGCUGGCUGUGGGGCCCAUAACGGCCAUUUAGUUCACUUAGGAGUUGGCUAGCCCUAGUGUGAUCCAUUUGCUUUAAUCAGAUUGACCAUAAUUCGUUGGUAGUAUUGGAAUUUAAGCAAGCAAAAAAUAUGUGACACAAAUAAGCACAUAACGCAUCUUUUUGAUGACUCAUAACUACAUGUCCACUCAUUGGCUGUAAUGACGCACAAGACAGAAUGACAUUGUACAUGACAGCAGAAGAGUUGAGGUUGUGACACUGUUUCUGACCCUGUUGUAUACUGUUAUGACUUGCGGUAAAGGCUAAAAAUGGACUUUACCGUAAUGUGAGUCAGAAUUUGGAUGAACCAUUAGCUGACACCAGUGGCUCAUUAGUGUUGGUUUUGAUUUGAGGAAAUCAAAAUGUUGGGGUCCCCCCCCACCCAUUUCUUUCUUUUUGUCUGAAGGAGUAGAUGAAUUGACUUGAUUCUUUGUCAGAAUGGUUUUCUGAUUUUCCAUUAUGCACCUGUUGUCUACUUGUUUUGAAUAAUUUUGUUUGUUUGUUUGUUUGUUUGUUUCAUAUGAAAUGAAUAAAGUAUAUGUUGGCUAUG